ACGGAGGGCCGCGUCGCUCCGCUUCGCCCGGACCCGCUCGCGGUUCCGCCCCCGAGUCCGCGUCCCCGCGCGGCCGUCCUGAGGCGACUCCCGGGGCGAUGGCGGCGCGGGGGUCCCGGCCCGCGGUCCUCCGCCUCCUGCUGCUCUUCCCGCUGGUCGCCGGGCGCCGGGGUCCUGCCGGCGCGGGGGGCGGCGCGCCCGGAGGACUGGCUGAACCGUUCUUUGUGGCCAGACAUGAAGACAGCCUGUUUAAGGAUCUAUUUCAAGACUACGAGAGAUGGGUCCGUCCCGUGGAGCGCCUCAACGACAAGAUCAGAAUAAAGUUUGGCCUCGCCAUCUCUCAGUUAGUGGAUGUGGAUGAGAAAAACCAGCUAAUGACCACGAAUGUCUGGUUGAAGCAGGAGUGGAGAGACGUGAAGCUCCAGUGGAACCCCGAGGACUACGGGGGGAUCAGAGCGAUCCGGGUCCCGUCAGACUCGCUCUGGACCCCAGACAUCGUCCUGUUUGAUAAUGCCGACGGGCGGUUCGAAGGGGCCCGCACGAAGGCCGUGGUCAGGUUCGACGGCACGGUCGCCUGGACGCCCCCGGCCAACUACAAAAGCUCCUGCACCAUCGACGUCACGUUCUUCCCCUUCGACCUCCAGAACUGCUCCAUGAAGUUCGGCUCCUGGACGUACGACGGCUCCCAGGUGGACCUCCUGCUGGAGGGCCGGGACGUGGACAGGAGGGACUUCUUCGACAACGGCGAGUGGGAGAUCGUGAGCGCGACGGGGAGCCGGGGCAACCGGACGGACGGCCGCCGCUGGUACCCGCACGUCACCUACGCCUUCGUCCUCCGGCGCCUGCCCCUCUUCUACACCCUGUUCCUGAUCGUGCCCUGCAUCGGGCUCUCGCUCCUCACGGCGCUGGUCUUCUACCUCCCGUCCCACGAGGGCGAGAAGAUCUCGCUCUGCACCUCGGUGCUCGUGUCCCUGACCGUGUUCCUGCUGGUCAUUGAGGAGAUCAUCCCCUCGUCCUCCAAGGUCAUCCCCCUCAUCGGCGAGUACCUGGUGUUCACCAUGAUCUUCGUGACGCUGUCCAUCACCGUCACCGUCUUCGCCAUCAACAUCCACCACCGCGCGCCCUCCACGCACCACGCCAUGGCGCCGUGGGUCCGCCGCGUGUUCCUGCACAGGCUCCCCAGGCUGCUGUGCAUGCGGGGCCACGCCGACAGGUACUCCGCCCAGAGGGAGGAGGCCGGGGGCCGCGGGGGACCGAGCCCCCCCCGGGACCCGCUGGGAGCCGCGCUCGACGCCAUCCGCUACAUCGCGAGGCACACCGUGAAGGAGAACGCCGUCCGAGAGGUGGUUGAAGAUUGGAAGUUCAUAGCCCAGGUCCUCGACCGGCUCUUCCUCUGGACGUUUCUUCUGGUCUCGGUGGUCGGCUCCCUGGGGCUCUUCGCUCCUGUUAUUUAUAAAUGGGCAACUGUGCUCGCGCCAGUUCACAUCGGAACGGCAGACACGUGACGCGUCCCUAGGGCGGUAG
Eptesicus fuscus (big brown bat) is the source of this 1524-nucleotide messenger RNA. RefSeq names its product cholinergic receptor nicotinic alpha 5 subunit (gene CHRNA5). Bases 99 to 1505 code for a protein of 468 amino acids. The transcript has 6 exons. The record is from RefSeq and is a predicted model, not a curated record. Gene Ontology annotation, biological process: regulation of membrane potential; signal transduction; monoatomic ion transmembrane transport. Gene Ontology annotation, molecular function: acetylcholine-gated monoatomic cation-selective channel activity; transmembrane signaling receptor activity. NCBI's taxonomy places the organism in Eukaryota, Metazoa, Chordata, Mammalia, Chiroptera, Vespertilionidae. Gene Ontology annotation, cellular component: synapse; postsynaptic membrane; neuron projection.